UCACAUUUCUUCACCCCCGUCUCCCUGCUCCCGAAAGCCAUCACCAUUUUCCUCUUUCCUCCUCUCUCAUUCCCUCAAUCCCUCCUCCCACACUCCCAUUCUACCAGAGGCGCCAGGUCUCGCCAGUGGUCAAACUCCUGAGCGGCGGCGGUCGGUGCUAGGUUCAGAGUAGCAGCGGCGCUACUUCUUCCAGUUCCAGGAUUCCUUCGAGCAGCAGCGACCGGCGUGUAAGCUGAAGGUCGGGGACUCGUUCGAGCGGCAGCCACUUUCGGGAAAUAGCCUCCCUAUUUACAACCAACCUGUCUUAAGGGAUUCAACAGAUAUCGGAGUGUAGAAUGGGGGCAGUAACUAACUCUAAAGGUCUAGAAGCAUACCAUAAGGUUGACUGUUAGUUUGAAACUCUUGCCUGCUUAUUCUGAGUUUUUUUAAGAAAAAUGAAGGAAAAUCCUCUUUAAGUGGAGAAGUUCUGCUUUUCUCUUCGAUAUUAAUGCAAUCUACCUUAACAUUUUCAAGAAAAAAGCAUGAAAUUGUAGAACCGCUGCACCAAUUAUUUAACCAGAAAGUCUCCGCACUACACCUCAAGUUCUAUGUUUUAUGCUAAAUUUCUUUGUUCAACCAUCAAAUCACUCAAUCAAGCUCCCAUCACUGCUCGAGCUUUUUCUCUCUCCGUAACCGCUGCCAUUUCCACUCUUGUGCCCUCAUGGACCCAUUUCUCUAUUGACACCCACUCCAUCAUCUUGAGCUUAUGCUCCUCUGCCCAAUCAAUCAGUGAAGCCAAGCAAGCACAUGCUUUAGCUAUUCUCCAUGGCAAACUUGACCAUAGCAGUCACAUUUGUUGGGCUUUGAUGCUAUCCUAUGCCGCCUUCCAUGACUCUUUGACGUCUCGUCUGCUCUUCGAACAGAGCUCUCUAAAGGGUCACAGUGCCUUCUUGUGGAAUACCCUCAUAAGGGCAUACACCAUUGAUGGCUUUCAAUUUGAUGCAUUUGAGGUUUAUAACCAGAUGGUCUGCAAUGGCAUUCGUGCUGAUGAUCAUACAUUCCCAUUUAUUCUCAAGGUCUGUGCAGAUGUCUCUGCAAAUCAAAAGGGUAGGGAAAUUCAUGGUUCGAUCUUUAAGUUGGGUUUUGAUAGUGAUGUCUUUGUUGGGAAUACACUGUUGGCAUUUUAUGCUAAUUCAAUGAACCUAUUGGAUGCACAGAGGGUGUUUAAUGAAAUGCCUGAACGAGAUAUCGUGUCAUGGAAUUCUAUUAUUACGGCUUUUUCAGUGAAUGGAUGUUACUCAGGCGCGCUUCGUUGCUUUUUUGAACUGAAAUUGAUGGGCGGGCUGCAACCAAAUUCAGUUAGUGUUGUUAGUGUGCUGCCUGUUUGUGCUGGGCUUGAAGAUGAGGUGACGGCAAGUGUGAUCCAUGGGUAUGUGGUGAAGGCUGGUUUGGAUUCUCAGGUGAUUAUUUGCAAUGCAUUGGUUGAUACUUAUGGGAAAUGUGGGAAUUCAAAAGCCUCAAGGAAAAUUUUUGAUGAAAUGCUUGAUAAGAAUGCGGUUUCUUGGAAUGCGAUGAUCGCUUGUCUUGCUCAUAAAGGGCUAAAUAGGGAUGCCUUGGAUAUGUUUAGGUCCAUGGUAGCUGCAGAAGUGAAACCAGACUCUAUCACCUUUUCAAGUCUGUUACCGACAUUGGUUGAAUUGGAAUUUUUUGAUAUGGGGAAGGAACUUCAUGGGUAUAGUAUAAGGACAGGUAUGGAAUCUGAUAUUUUUGUUGCAAAUUCACUGAUUGAUAUGUAUGCCAAAUCAGGGUGUUCAAGGGAAGCAUCAAAUGUGUUUUAUAAGAUGGAUGCAAGGAAUGUUGUAACAUGGAAUGCAAUGGUGGCUAAUUUUGCUCAAAACAGGCUUGAGUUAGAUGCCAUGGGACUUGUAAGACAGAUGCAGGUCUUUGGUGAAUGCCCAAAUUCUAUUACAUUCACAAACGUUCUUCCUGCAUGUGCAAGAAUUGGGUUGCUUCCUCAUGGAAAGGAAAUCCAUGCAAAGUCAAUUCGCAUGGGGUCUGCCUCUGACUUAUUUGUCUCGAAUGCUCUAACUGAUAUGUAUGUCAAAUGUGGGUGCUUAACCUUGGCAAGAAAAGUCUUUGAGUUGUCCUUUAGAGAUGAAGUAUCUUACAAUAUACUAAUAGUAGGUUACUCUCUGAGUUCAGAUUGCUUAGAAUCUCUUCAUCUGUUCUUGGAAAUGAGGGUUACUGGUCUGAAGCAUGACACGGUUUCGUUUGUGGGUGUUCUCUCUGCUUGUGCAAAUUUAACUGCAAUCGAUAAAGGAAAGGAGAUCCACGGCAUGUGUGUGAGAAAGCAAUUGCACUCCCAUCUUUUUGUUGCCAAUUCAAUUUUGGAUUUGUACAUGAAAUGUGGAAGGAUAGACCUUGCUAGGUUGGUCUUCGAUGGUAUGUUGUGCAAGGAUGUAGCUUCAUGGAAUACUAUCAUUUUAGGUUAUGGAAUGGAGGGAAAAAUGGAUCUCGCAAUUGAUCUUUUUGAUGCAAUGAGAGAUAAUGAUGUUGAGUAUGAUUCCAUUUCUUACAUUGCAGUUUUAUCUGCAUGUAGCCAUGGUGGGAUGGUAGAGAAAGGGAGGAAGUACUUCGACCAGAUGUGCUCUCAAGGUAUAGAACCGUCACAGAUGCAUUACGCUUGUAUGGUUGAUCUUCUUGGGCGAGCUGGUCAUUUGGAAGAGGCUUCGGAGCUUAUCAGAAGUCUGCCAGUUGAACCAGAUGCCAAUAUAUGGGGUGCAUUGCUUGGGGCAUGCCGUUUCUCCGGUCAUAUAGAGUUGGCAAGGUGGGCAGCUGAGCAUUUGUUUGAACUGAAACCAGAGCAUUGUGGCUACUAUAUACUCCUUUCAAAUAUGUAUGCUGAAGCAGGGAACUGGGAUGAGGCAAAUAAGGUCCGGGAAUUGAUGAGGUCUAGGGGAGUGAAGAAAAACCCUGGGUGCAGUUGGGUAGAGACCCGUGACCAUGUCUACACUUUCAUGGUCGGAGAAAGAUUAGAAGCACCAGCAUCAUGGUUGUGGGCUGCUGAAUCUGGUUAAAAUUUAUGAUUAUCUGUCUCUUAUUGGAUGGAAGCUAUUUGAGGAAACUGAAAAUGAUGCCUUACCUGAUAGAGGCUGUUGUUUGGUAUGGCGAGAAAAGCUUGGGUUGCCAGUGUGAAGGUGAAGGUUUGAGUCUUGACAGCAGCUACUUUGUGCAAAAAAAUGUCAACCUCUGAUCUGAUUGGGGCUAUUGCUUGGUCUGAUGGUGAAAGCUAGAGCUGCCAGCAUGAAAAUGAAGAUUCGAGUAUCAAGGGUUGCCACUUUGUGCAAAAACACCAGAGAUAGGUACUGUUUCAGAUCUCUGUGUGUGUGUGUUUUGUGGGGGGGGGGGGGGGAUGGAUGGAAAAGGUUCUCUGAGCUCCCGGGGACAAUAGCCAUAGGACUGAAUAACAAUGAUGUACAAUGAAAUAGAAUCAGACCAGAAUUGAGUUGAAUUCCAAAACUUAACAUUUAACACAAUGAUAGUAAAGAGUUGGCUGCAGCAAUACUAUGAUCAAACAAACGUAAUAGUUGCUACAGCACAUGGUUGCUGAUCAUCCAAGACUUCAAUCUUCAGACAGCAGUCCUAAUGGCAGUAACAGAACUCCACGACAACAAUGAUUAUGCAGGGAAAAUAAAGGAACUAACCUGAUGGUAGCACCAACACAUGGUUGCUGAUCACCCAAGACUUCAAUCUUCAGACAGCAGUCCUAAUAGCAGUAACAGAACUCCACAAUAACAAUGAAUAUGCAAAGAAAAUAAAGGAAUGAAGGAAAAAGAAUGGAGAAGAAGGAAGGGAAGAGGGGUAUGCCUUUGCUUCACCACCAAAGCCUAGGAAGUUUCACCACUACCCAACCUAAAGCUCACCAUCUAAGGUUGCUGCAGGUUCACCAUAGUAGCAUGCAUCUAUUGAGUAGACAGGAGUGUCUAUGAGCCAAAAUUGUUGGAGGGCUGUUCCUUCACUUGUAUUUAUAAAAUAUGCGUAAUUUGUGGUACAAGAAUAGUAAGUCUUAGGCCAUAUUUGAUAACACUUGAUUAUUAAUUCUGCUGAUUCCUAUUCCAGGGGAAUAAAACAGGAGUGGAAUUUUGUUUCUCAAA
This is a messenger RNA of Macadamia integrifolia, 4133 nucleotides long. Its product is annotated as pentatricopeptide repeat-containing protein At1g15510, chloroplastic-like. The transcript is spliced from 3 exons. The record is from RefSeq and is a predicted model, not a curated record. Gene Ontology annotation, molecular function: RNA binding; protein binding. Lineage: Eukaryota; Viridiplantae; Streptophyta; Magnoliopsida; Proteales; Proteaceae. Bases 588 to 3056 code for a protein of 822 amino acids. Gene Ontology annotation, biological process: RNA modification.